UUCCCGGGGUGUGAUUGGCUGUCGUUGUCUCCGCCCCACGUAUUAAGCCGGUGAAGGUUAAGGUGAAGGCAGCAGUGUGCUCUCAGCUGGUGUCAUAGCUCGGUGUCCUUCCAAUGGCUUCCUCCAUCUUCGCCUCCGUGCCUCAGGCCCCGCCAGUAGCGGUCUUCAAGCUCACCGCAGACUUCCGUGCAGACAGCGACACUCGCAAGGUCAACUUGGGAGUGGGAGCAUACCGUACAGAUGACUCUCAGCCCUGGGUCCUGCCUGUGGUGAAGAAGGUGGAGCAGAAGAUAGCCAAUGACCAGUCAUUAAACCACGAGUACCUGCCGAUUCUCGGACUUCCAGAAUUCCGCUCCAGCUCCUCCAGGAUCGCUCUGGGUGAGGACAGUCCUGCCUUCAAGGAAGAUAGGGUCGGUGGUGUGCAGUCCCUUGGUGGGACAGGAGCUCUGCGCAUUGGAGCGGAGUUCUUGAGGCGCUGGUACAAUGGAACCAAUAAUACUGCAACCCCGAUCUACAUCUCUUCACCCUCGUGGGAAAACCAUAACGCUGUAUUUCUUGAUGCGGGGUUUAAGGACAUCCGGGCAUACCGUUAUUGGGAUGCAGCUAAACGGGGACUUGACCUGAAGGGGCUGUUGAAAGAUUUGGAGAAUGCUCCGGAGUACUCAAUCUUUCUCUUGCACGCAUGUGCACACAAUCCUACAGGAACAGACCCUACCCAGGACGAGUGGAAGCAGAUAGCCACUGUUAUGAAGAAACGAUACCUGUUCCCAUUCUUUGACUCUGCGUAUCAGGGAUUUGCCUCCGGAGAUCUAGACAAGGACGCCUGGGCCGUGCGUUACUUUGUAUCUCAAGGAUUUGAGCUGUUCUGUGCUCAGUCAUUCUCCAAGAACUUUGGCCUGUACAAUGAAAGAGUGGGAAAUCUGACUGUUGUGGGCAAAGACAGCGAUAAUGUCAGCCGCGUCCUUUCUCAGAUGGAGAAGAUUGUGCGCACAACUUGGUCCAAUCCGCCAUCACAAGGAGCUCGCAUUGUCGCCACCACUCUGACUACCCCGGAGCUGUUUGAUGAAUGGAGGGACAAUGUGAAGACGAUGGCAGAGCGUGUCCUACUCAUGAGAGCAGAACUUAAGUCAAGACUGGAGGCUCUCAAUACCCCAGGCACCUGGAAGCACAUCGUGGAGCAGAUUGGAAUGUUCAGCUUCACUGGUCUCAAUCCCAAGCAAGUUGAAUACGUCAUUAAAGAGAAGCACAUUUAUCUGAUGGCCAGCGGUCGAAUUAACAUGUGCGGGCUAACGACAAAGAACCUUGACUACGUGGCCCAGUCUAUAUAUGAAGCUGUCACCAAGAUCCAGUAAA
Molecule: messenger RNA, 1353 nt
Organism: Nanorana parkeri
Lineage: Eukaryota; Metazoa; Chordata; Amphibia; Anura; Dicroglossidae
Gene: GOT1
Product: glutamic-oxaloacetic transaminase 1
Exons: 9
Coding region: 114-1352 (412 amino acids)
Biological process (GO): L-aspartate biosynthetic process
Cellular component (GO): cytosol
Molecular function (GO): pyridoxal phosphate binding; L-aspartate:2-oxoglutarate transaminase activity
Source: RefSeq, a predicted model, not a curated record